UUAAGCUGUGCAGUUGAUGUUUUGAAAUGUCGGAAGAUGUGGGUACAGUGUUUGUGAAAGUUACAUGUCGGGGUGCUGUGUAAUUUUGAUAAUGUCAACAGAAUAAGAAGACAUCCUCACAAUGUACCUGUUGCGGGCGACAAAGUUCGGAGGUCAUCUUCAUCCGAAAAGGUUUUUUACUUCGAGUCCACAACGUAUGAAAUCUCACUACGAUGCUUUAGGUCUUACACCCAAAGCAACACAAAGUGACAUUAAGAAUGCAUAUUAUAAAUUAUCAAUGGUAUAUCACCCUGAUAAAAAUAAAGGAAGCGAAGAAGCAUCCCAAAAAUUUCGUGACAUAACAACGGCGUAUGAAGUUCUCGGUAAUUUGAAACUGAGAAAAUUGUAUGACAAGGGUAUACUGCACACUGCAGGGCCGCAGUAUGCAUCUGCAGGAACGGUAGAUGUUGAAGACCAUCCAGAAGCGAAAUUCUAUAAAUCGAGGAUGCACCGAGCUAAGCCCCCAGCACCUACUGGAAGGACACCUAUAUAUGACUUCGACGAGUGGACGCAAGCACAUUACGGUGAAACUUUUGCCCGUAAACAGAAAGAUAAAGCUAAAUAUGAAGCGCGCCUCCAAAGGGAAGCAUUCUUUUCUCAUGACAAGCAACACGAGGUGAUAUUUUAUAGUCUCGUACUUGGAGUAGCAGCAUUUAUGUAUGUAUUGAAAGCGCAAGAUGCAGAAAAAUAUGAUGUUGUGAAGGAUAGAAAGAAGGCUGUGACCCCUGACAACACAUCAUCAAGUUGAGAAACUACGUGCAUAAUUAAGAGUAGCUUCAGUGUGCCAUGGGGACUCGAUUUUUGUGAAGCUGUGCACCAAUCUGUACAUAGUGUUUUACUUAAAAAGCAUUUGUCAUGCUGCUGGCUUGCAUUGGCAAAUGAUGUAUAAGUUAAAUAUACUUGAUUGUUUGUGGUCGCUGUAUAAGUCAAAUAUACUGGACUGUUGUAUGAUUGCUUUGUCCUUCAGUAAUACUGCUCUGAGGUUAUGAUGGUAAAAGAAGAGUCAUGAACCAUGAUGCAUUGAAGUACUACAAUAGGUAGACAGUGUCACAUGGCAACAAUAAUAUUUGUCAGACCCUGUCACAUGGCCACUAAGUGAAUUUUAUGAUUUUUCUGGGUGGCAGUUUGCUACAGUUAGAAUAAGUAGACCAUUUAAGAGUGCCACUGAAUAUUUCAUGGAUACAGCUCAUAUACUAGAAAAAUUUAAAACAAAAUUUUGUUUUUCAGAAAUUAUAUCUCACCAUGAUAAAGCACUUAACACCCCAAUUGUAUAUGUAACUGUAAAUAAGAAUAAAUAUUUAUUGUUUGAAAUAA
This is a messenger RNA of Schistocerca piceifrons (Central American locust), 1353 nucleotides long. RefSeq names its product dnaJ homolog subfamily C member 30, mitochondrial-like. The record is from RefSeq and is a predicted model, not a curated record. Bases 122 to 787 code for a protein of 221 amino acids. NCBI's taxonomy places the organism in Eukaryota, Metazoa, Arthropoda, Insecta, Orthoptera, Acrididae. The transcript has a single exon.